Molecule: messenger RNA, 2236 nt
Organism: Cyprinodon tularosa
Lineage: Eukaryota; Metazoa; Chordata; Actinopteri; Cyprinodontiformes; Cyprinodontidae
Gene: tmem175
Product: transmembrane protein 175
Exons: 10
Coding region: 1-1569 (522 amino acids)
Cellular component (GO): lysosome; endosome
Molecular function (GO): proton channel activity; potassium ion leak channel activity
Source: RefSeq, a predicted model, not a curated record
AUGGGGGAGAAUAAUGAGAGCGACAUUAUAGAGCAUCACGUUGAUGAGGAGAUGGAGAAAAAAACAGCGAGGUGCCACACCGCGUCCUCCCCGCUGCUGGAGAGCAGUCCGUCCGAGAGAGAGGGCCGGAGCGGCAGCAGCACCCAGUCCUCCCACAGACUGCUGGCCUACAGCGACGCUCUCAUCUCCAUCAUUGCCACAGUCAUGAUUUUACCGGUUGCCCACACUAAAUUGGAAGAUAAUGAGGAGUUGAGGGAGAGCGUUCAGCUUCUGCUAACGACAAAGAUAGCCGUCUAUCUGAUGACCUUCCUGAUCGUGACCAUGGCCUGGGCCGCUCACAUCAGGUUGUUCCAGGUCAUCGUCCGUAUUGAUGAUUGCCUCGCUCUGCUUAACCUUGCGUGUAUGAUGCUGAUAACCUUCCUGCCCUACACAUUUUCUUUGAUGGCAACCUUCCCUGAGAACAUGCUGGGGAUUUUACUCUUCUGCGGCUGUGUGAUGGUAAUGGGAGUCAUUCAGUCGGUGAUUGUGGUUUACGCCUUCAGCCGGCCCUUCCUGCUCAACGAGCAGAUCCAGAUCUCAGAGAACCAGACCUUCUACAAACAGCACAUCCUGAAAGUCAUCAUGAGGGUUCCCAUCAUGUGCUUCUUCGCCAGCAUCUUCUCCUUCAUCUUCUUCCCACUGUCUUACGUUCUUCUAGCCAUCAUCACCUUCCUGCCUUACAUCUCCCAGUGCCUGAAGUGGUGCCGCAGCAAAGCCAUCGGCCAGGUGGAGGACACUCCAGACUCCAUGGUGUUCUACACCUACCUUCCCAACGAGCCGCUCAGCAAAGAACGGGUGGAGGCUUUCAGUGACGGCGUUUACGCCAUCGUAGCAACACUUCUGAUCUUGGACAUUUGCGAGGACAACGUUCCUGACCCGACAGUCGUGGAGAAGCAGUUUGGCGGCAGCCUGGUAGCAGCCCUGAAGGCCUACGGCCCGGAGUACCUCGCCUACUUCGGUUCCUUCGCCACGGUCGGCCUCCUCUGGUUCGUCCACCAUUCUCUCUUCCUCCACGUCACCAAGGCGACGCGCUUCAUGGGCUUGCUGAACACAUUCUCCCUGGCGUUUGUUGGAGGUUUGCCUUUAGCCUACCAGCUGACGCACGAGUUCCCGCGUAACUCCCAGAACGAGCUCGAGGCCAUUCAGAUCAGCUGUGUGAUCAUCUUCUUCGCUGGUAUAUUCCAGCUCUCCAUUUGGGUGGUGGCGCUUUACAGCGAGCAGGAAACGUUGCACCCUUACGUUUGGUACGGCGGGCGUGAGCAUGUGUUCAUGCUAGCUAAACUGGCUCUCUACCCCUGCAUUGCUUUGGGGACCUUUUUUCUUACCUGCAUCUUGAGUAAAUUUAGCACCUCCAUCUUCCACCUGAUGGAGAUCACGGUGCCUUUUGCUUUUCUUGUGCUGAGGCUCCUGGUGCGCGUUGGGCUGGCGAUUCUUCGCUUCACCUUCUGUCCCAACAGGUCCAAUCUGACAACUGUGGUGGACGAUGACGCGGAUGAAACAAGGGUGCCGUUUAAUGCUGUGGUCACCUAGAGGUUUUCUGAUCAGGUUUGUUGGGUUUACUGCUGGAAGGUGCCCCCCCGGUGGGUUUAACAUAAAACCUACAGGAGAAUACGUCCCUUUCUGUUAUUUGUUUAUAUCUGGAGCACAGAGCCAAACAGAUGGGAUAAAGAGCUUUCACCUGCACUGAAAGGGCAAUCCAAGUCCUGUAGAGGUAAAGGAAGCUCUCUGUAGAGAGGAGCUAAUAGCUAAGGCACUGGCGCAGGCAGCCAUUCAUUCAUUUUCUGUUAUCAGCAGCAACUUUUCUAAAGCCAUAUAACCGUCCAGAGAUCCAAAUUGGAUUUUCAUAGCAUGUUUAUAUUUUUCUCUCUUCAUGAGGAGCUGCAGGUUGAGUGAGUAACGUUUUUCUCAAGGCUAAACUAAUUUUAAAAGCAUUACCUAAGGGCAGAGUUCAGACAAUCUGUGGCGAGAGGCUAUAAACAGAACAUAUUUCAACUAUGGUUAAAACCUAGAUACAUGAUUUUUGGUGUAUUUGGCAGAUUUAACUUAUAAACGAAAUAAUUCUGGGUUUCCUUCUAGUCAUAUUUUUGCCCGUCCUCCAAGAAACCGGUGAACAAAUAAACUAAAGGCACAAAACUAUUAUUUCCCAACAUGGUGAUUGGAUAUAUGGGAUGUUGUGCUGCUGAUAAGAAUUGUAUUU